Mauremys mutica (yellowpond turtle) is the source of this 2524-nucleotide messenger RNA. It is a transcript of the gene HARBI1, whose product is annotated as harbinger transposase derived 1. The transcript has 3 exons. Lineage: Eukaryota; Metazoa; Chordata; Testudines; Geoemydidae. Bases 204 to 1250 code for a protein of 348 amino acids. The record is from RefSeq and is a predicted model, not a curated record.
UCCGGGUCGGGAGUGAGGGGAGCCCGGCUUCGUGGGGAAUCUGCUGCUGGGAACGGGCAGCCCCCGCGCUGUGCGGGGCGGCGGGACUCGCGGGAGAGGAUCCGGGCUCGGUCUCCUGACACCGCCCCCUGCAGCGCGGGGUGACAGCACUGGGAAAAGAUCUGCAGCAAGAACUGCUCCAAGAACUCACCCAGGCUUUGGCUAUGGCUGUUCCUAUAGCGAUUCUUGAUUGUGACCUCUUGCUCUAUGGACGAGGACACCGGACACUAGAUCGCUUCAAGCUGGAGGAUGUCACCGAUGAGUACCUGGUGUCCAUGUAUGGCUUCCCCCGACAAUUCAUUUACUAUCUAGUGGAUCUGCUGGGAGCCAGCCUCUCUCGCCCUACACAGCGGUCCAGAGCCAUCAGUCCAGAGACACAGAUUCUGGCAGCAUUAGGAUUCUACACUUCUGGCUCCUUCCAGACUCGCAUGGGGGAUGCCAUUGGCAUCAGCCAGGCCUCUAUGAGCCGCUGUGUUGCCAAUGUCACUGAAGCACUGGUGGAGAGAGCCUCACAAUUCAUUCAUUUUCCAGAGGAUGAAGCCUCUGUGCAGAGUCUGAAGGAUGACUUCUAUGGGCUGGCAGGGAUGCCUGGAGUGCUAGGGGUGAUUGACUGCACCCACGUGGCAAUCAAAGCACCCAAUGCCGAGGACCUAUCCUAUGCGAAUCGAAAGGGUCUGCAUUCUUUAAACUGCUUAAUGGUGUGUGAUGCUAGAGGAGCACUGCUGAGUGCAGAGACGCACUGGCCAGGCAGCCUGCAGGACUGCACUGUGCUGCAGCAGGCAGCUCUUAAUAGCCAAUUUGAAGCUGGAUUGCACAAAGAUGGCUGGCUACUUGGUGACAGCUCCUUUUUUCUCCGCACAUGGCUGAUGACCCCUCUGCAUAUCCCUGAGACCACCGCAGAAUACCGUUAUAACAUGGCACAUUCUGCCACUCACAGUGUCAUUGAACAGACAUUCAGGACCAUUCGAUCCCGGUUCCGUUGCCUGGAUGGAUCCAAAGGCACCCUGCAGUAUUCUCCAGAGAAGUCCAGCCACAUCAUUCUGGCCUGCUGUGUGCUCCAUAACAUCUCUCUUGAACAUGGGCUAGAUGUGUGGUCUUCCCCAGCAACAGGACAGAUGGAGCAACCAGAGGAGGAAUACGAGCAAAUGGAAUCGCUGGACUCUGAAGCCUGUCGUAUCCGCAGAGAGCUUUUGCUUACUCAUUUUAGCUAAUAAAGUGAGGGAUGGAGACCUUUACAGAUGUACUUGAGGAAAACAUGGGAGCAAAUACACUCUCACAUUCUUUUAAGUUAGUAAAGAGAAAAACUAAGAUAGGCAUGGGAGCUGGGGAAGAAAGGGAAAUACUUGUAACAAAUUAACUUUGUUUAGGGGAUAUUUUCCAUCUGCCAGACUCUUGAUUUCUUUGUAAAUGUUGUUUUGAGCCCUGAAUUCUCAAUACCUAAUGUGUGCAGACCCCACCUUGUCUGGAGGACAGUUAGGUAGAGACAAUAAUGUGGGAUCGUUUCCCAAUAAAAUCACUUCCAAUCGUCUGACAUUUUUGAAAAGUCUGUCAAUAUUAUAAAAAAUAACACAAUAAUUACAAAUCUAUCAUUUUGUGAGUAUUACAGUGGUCUGUAGCAUCAAUCAUAAAUCAGUUUCAAAAAACAUUUUCAAACCCUUUUAAGGUAAAUUUCCAGUUGGACACCUACCCAGCCUCUGCUUGUGCAUAUGCAAAAGUACAUAUGCACUUACAUGUGUCUGCAAUUUACAGAUGCAAACACUUGCUAAAUAUCCUUGCUAAACACCUGUGCACAUCUUUUCAUUAUUCUGACACCGGUGCACACACAAGUGCUAAAAUUUGUAUUCACAAAACCCAUUGGUCCCAGAUUUUUUAAGGGCAUAUGAAGGUGUUUGCAGGUGCCCGAGUGGGCAAAAGGGAGAAAUUAGGCCAUAACUGGCUGCAUCAGCUACUUGGUGUGUCUAAGUCUUGUUCCCACUGAACAGACACUAGCAUUAUCACAGUUGCCUAUGGCAAGGCCCCCUUCUUGGUUGUCCUAGCAGAGAUUGACUGGGACACAUACAUUGCAUUUCCUUUCACCACAAGAGGUCAUCUGUGUAAAUCAGGAUUGAGGUAUGGGAUGGGAAGAUUACUCUUCAUUAUCCAUGGAGUCUUGUAGAUAAACAGAGGACUUCAAUUUAUAGGACUUUCAUGGGCACAUGAUAUUUUUUAAAAAGCUGUUGAAGUUUCAAGUGUCCCAACAGGGUUCUUUCUUUCCAUCAGAUUAAUGCAAGUGUAAAUUCUUUUCCAAGAGGUUUGUUGAACACCAGUGUGACCACAGUCUUGGGAAGCUCAUGCUGGGAGAGGUUCUAUCUUUUAGCAGGGUCAUUACUUCAGUUUAAUUUAUGGAAUGUUCUAAUGGAAUUUGGUGACUCCUGCAAAGAUUUUGACACUUACAAUGGUAGCACAAACAUCUGUCACGUCAGAUCUCAGAAUUCUUAGUUUGUAG